This is a messenger RNA of Apus apus (common swift), 3986 nucleotides long. It is a transcript of the gene RANBP3L, whose product is annotated as RAN binding protein 3 like. Bases 1 to 1440 code for a protein of 479 amino acids. NCBI's taxonomy places the organism in Eukaryota, Metazoa, Chordata, Aves, Apodiformes, Apodidae. Gene Ontology annotation, molecular function: GTPase activator activity. The record is from RefSeq and is a predicted model, not a curated record. Gene Ontology annotation, biological process: protein export from nucleus. The transcript is spliced from 14 exons. Gene Ontology annotation, cellular component: cytoplasm; nuclear pore.
AUGAGAAACCAGCCGAUGCCGGCGGGCAAAGGGGAUGCUUCACGCACCGGCCCCGGGCACUGCCCGCCGGCUGAGCCGGACCCCCCCAGCAGAAGAGCCCGGCCCGCUGGGCCCUGCCCCGGCUGCUGCGAGGAGGAGUGCUGUAAAGAAAGAUCAGUGCUUGUGCAGCCAACAUUUGUAUUCGAAAAGAAAGACUGUUCUUUGAAGCGGCCUGCAGAAGCCCCAAUUUGCAACGCUGAAAAUGACACAACUUUUGCUCAGAAAAGAGGGAGAUUAUCUUCCUUUAUCAUCCUUCCUGCCUUCCCUCCCUCCCACCCAGUAAAGAAGAAUAACAUAUUCAUGACCUCAGCUGCUUUUCAAAGAAAUACUGACUGGAUCAAAAGUACAAAAGAAGGAUCCUUGUCACAAAGUCAACUGUGGAAUGUCAUUAGACCUGCCAUUUUGCAACCCCCACAAGUCCUGUCCUGUCCUGAAAAUCCUGUAGUAUCUCUAGUAACUAAGAAAGAAGCACAUGUUCAGCUAUCUGAAGACAGCUCUUUUUCCCCAGCUGAGAAUUCAGUAGGAUCCAAACCAGCAGCAAGGUCAUCUACUACCAUGAAUCCUUCUAGCUCUAAAACAUCGCAAAGUCAGCUAUUUGCAGACAGAAGUGUACAAAAGAGCAGCAAUUCUGAUUUUGUGUUUGGAGAAAACAUGGAUGAAAGAGUUCUGAGCCCUGAAAAGCAUCCCAAGCUGUGUAAUGAAGCCGAUUCAUACAAAGGAGAAAUAACAUCCAUGUACAUAGAAUCUUUUUAUGUCAGUCCACAAACAAAAACAGCUUUGUUGAGGAAUACAACACUAACGGAAUCAGCAACUGCUUGUAUUUCUAAGCCAGUGGAGAAAGUUCUGUUAGAUAAAGUUGAAGUUAUAACUGGGGAAGAAGCAGAACACAAUGUAUUGCAGAUAAACUGCAAGCUCUUUGUGUUUAAUAAGCUCUCUUUAACCUGGACUGAAAGAGGCAGUGGAUCCCUGAGGCUUAAUGACACUUCUAGCAAUAAAGAUGGAAUGUUGCGGUCAAGGCUAAUUAUGCGAAAUCAAGGCAGCUUGAGACUAAUUCUUAACACCCGACUCUGGGAUCAAAUGGUUAUAAAAAGGGCAAACAGGAAGAGCCUGUGCUUCACUGCAACAGACCAAGAGGACCACUCUGUUCAAGUAUUUCUAAUUCAGGGAAGCUCAAAAGACACUGGGUACCUGUAUGCAGCAAUACAUCACCGCCUUGUGGCACUGCGAAGCUUUGCUGAGCAAGAGCCAGAUGCUAAUCAGGUAGACACAGAGUCAGAAAUAGCUUCUCAGCCAUUAAACUAUGAUAGCGACGAUGAAGCUGAUGAAAAAAUAACUCAAGAGAGCAGCAGUGGAUCUGAUCAUUCUAGAUGGAACCGCAGGCAGUCUGUAGUCUGCUCGUGACACCUCCCAGAGCUUACAACAUCACGGCUGGGAACUCAUCUUCCCAAAAUGUCUAAGCUGACUCAUCAGCCCCUGGAAGGAGGAAAUCAGAUGCAUUUUGCUUUAAGACUUUCAAACAAAGAUUAAUUUUAGGGACAGCUUAAGUUUAACACAUUGAGAAAGAGCUUGAGAUGCACUUUUGGGGAUUCCAGUUGGCCUGCUUUGCACUGAGGUAGGAAUGACACAAUGGCUUCCAAUACUCAAGAAGUGUUACAAAGGCUUCAGAUUUUAGAAUUGAGUAUAUCUAGAUGCAUUAUUAAAGUAAGGAAUUUUAUGGAAUCAAUAUUCAUCGUAUUGAUUGAAAAAAACACAUUACCAUGAACUAAUAAUAUACAUGAAGAGAUAGUUGUCACUUUUCAUCUAUUAUUUAAAAGGUACAUUUAAAAAGCUUUAAAUAGGGCUUCACUGAAACCUUUUAUUUAAAGUUGUGUGGUAACAUUUAGCAUCCUGUUUGUAAGUACAUACCAGCAGAAUUGGGAGUGGCAGGCUAGCAUGACCUAGGCCUGUAUAUAUCAGCCUUCAUAACAAGUUUUUUUUUUUCCUGUUUGUUUUGAAAAUACAUGGAGUUGUAUACUGGUUGUAGAAUUUUGUUAAAGGGCAAAGAAACAUGAUCAGCUCUUACAGCUGUAAGCAUCAGAAGAAUUCACAGUGAAGAAUUGCAAUCCAAUUGUAAGGGACAUAGGAGCUUUAAGAUGUAGAAGUGUAUUUGCUUGCACUCAUUAACACCUUCUCAGUUGCACAGAACAAGUACUUGCACUGUUAAUUGUCUAUUUGAUAUAAGUGAAUAAAUGCAUGCACAGUAUAACUAGAUAUUUGCAUUAAAAAUUCUCUUUAAUGUGUGAGAUUAUCUGAGAUUACUUCUGCUUUAGCUGUAGCUAUCCCUGAACAGCAUCAUUCCUUGAAAUAGAUGAAUGUUACACUUCCUAAUAUGUGCAAUAGUUUCAACAGUGCCAAAGACCCACUCACUGUAGAAGUGAUUCCACAAACUACUGCAUUCUACCUAUUCUCAUGGGGAAUCAGGAAAAUCAAUUAUCUCUAAUGCCACCUGUGAAUGAAGACUUUCCAGAUCAUUCAUAAGCUCACACACAGUGGAGGCACCAUUUAUGCUCUGUGUUUUCUAUUCAUUCUGUCAAAAUAUAUAAAAAACAAUGUCAGCAAUCAUUCUGCUGUAGCUCUCUCCUGCCUUGUAUGCUGUUGGUUACCAAAAAUGAUUUGUCAUCCUAAAAAGCUGAAACAAUGUUCUGCAAUAAUUGAAGUCCUUUUAAUUAGGGUAAUUGUAACCAUUUCUCAAUCUUAAAAACUGAAUCACACUCAAAGGGUCAAAUUACAACUUAGUUUUCCCAUCUGAACAUAUUUAUGCAGUUGGAAGAAUUCCGGCUUCUUCCUGAAUUCUCAGUGCCCUGUCAAGAUGAGCAUCCAGAUGAAGCUGAACCAGCAUCUGGAUUACCUUGAAUUCCAAGCAGCCCACCAAAAUUAGUGUUUCUCUGACAUUUAUUUAGCAUCUGGGUGAAUGUAAGCUUAAGUGGGUUUGGAUUUCUGCCUUGAGGAAAAGAGGAGUUCUUCACAACAGAGGGCCUGUGUCAAAAAGUAACACACUGGGAUUCUCUUUGACUUCAGUUUGCCGAUAACAAAACUGUUCUUUCCAUGACUAGCUGUACAUUGUGACCUUUUCUAUCAGCCUCACUCCUGACCAGAACAGUAUCUGCAUCACUGAUGUUCAUAUUUCAUUGCUGCAACUCAUACUUGGGAACAAAGCUCCAUAGUGUAAGAACUUCAGUAGUUGUAAAACACAGCAGCCCCAUGUAUUUAGCAACAGGUCACGGUGAUAACUUUGCCCUGGAGUUCAGCUGGCUAUGCACUACAUGCAGAGUUUGAUUUCAAAGUCUGUCCUGAUAAUCAAAGCCUGCUGUGAAACAGGACUUAAGCACCUGAGUGUCAUGAUACCCCUCUAAAUUCUACUACAGCUGUAAAAUCCUUGGCAAAAGGAGUGUUCCAGAGCAGGCACAACAGCACAUUUGCAGACACACUUAAACUUUGUAAUUUGCUCCCACAGCAUGAGGAACAAGGUUUAUGAUCAUUCACAAAUAAACUCUCUUUUGAUCUGCCUCUUGCCAAGGCUGUUACAUAUAUAUAUGUGUGUGCAUAUAUAUAUAUGCACACACAUAUAUAUGAAUAUACACACUAACACAAAGGCUCAAACAUGAAGCUAUGUCUCCUAAAAGCUGAGGAGGAAAAGACAGGCUUAACUAAUUUGAAGAGCUUGUAUACUGUAGUAAUAGAGGACAUAUAAAUCCAUUUAUGUGCAUUUAUAUUUAUGGUAUGAAUUUUUACUCUUGAGUUCCUAAUACUUUAUUUAUUUUAUUUAGUCUCCUUGCACUAAAAUUAAUUGUUUCUCAAGAUUGAUGGUAUGCUAAUAUGUAAUAUAUUAAAUUGGUUUUAAAAAUGUAAAGUUUGACAUUUUAUGACAGACAGAGUGACAAUUUCUAUGCCUGAACAAUAAAAAAUUU